Molecule: messenger RNA, 1671 nt
Organism: Drosophila hydei
Lineage: Eukaryota; Metazoa; Arthropoda; Insecta; Diptera; Drosophilidae
Product: segmentation protein fushi tarazu
Exons: 3
Coding region: 1-1302 (433 amino acids)
Biological process (GO): negative regulation of transcription by RNA polymerase II; anterior/posterior pattern specification
Cellular component (GO): nucleus
Molecular function (GO): DNA-binding transcription factor activity, RNA polymerase II-specific; RNA polymerase II cis-regulatory region sequence-specific DNA binding
Source: RefSeq, a predicted model, not a curated record
AUGGCAGCCACCAACACACAUUACUAUGCCGACAGCAUGUACAACAUGUACCACCACGCCCUGCCACCCACAUACUACGACAACACGAGCAGCAGCAGCAGCUACUAUCAGAGCAGCCAGGGCUGGCAGCCAGCUACCUAUCAGGGCAGCAGCUAUGCCCACUACAGCCAGGAGAGCUACAGCGAGAGCUGCUACUAUGCCAACUCUCAGUACCAAGUGCCCACAAUUGCAGAGCCAGUCAUUGAAACCAGCUCCCCUGCUCCAGUUAAGAGCCGCAAGCGCAAGGCCGAGGAAUCCGCAGCAGACAUUAUUGCCGCUGUGGAGGAGCGACCCAGCACACUGCGCGCCCUGCUCACCAAUCCCGUAAAGAAGCUGAAGUACACACCCGACUACUUCUACACGACGAUCGAGCACGUGAAGAAGCCCAGCAAGAGCAGCUCCGCCGGCGAGCUGUCGCCCUGCUACGAGCAGGACUACGCCGUGCCCACGCCCUCCACACAGCACACGCACAUGUCGCCGCAGCGCAGCACCGGCGAAGAUGUGGACUAUCUGGACGUCUACUCGCCCCGCAAGCAGGCCAAACAUGGCGACUUCAUCACCCCACCACCAGCAGCCACCACGCCCGUCGACGGCAUCGGCAUCACCAUCAGCACGCCACCCCAGUCGCCGGCCGAGAAGUCAAAUGAAAUCAAUCAUCGCAUUGUGACAGCUGCCAAUUCCAGCAACGAAUUCAAUUGGUCGCACAUUGAGGAGACCAUCGCAUCAGAUUGCAAAGACUCUAAACGCACUCGGCAAACUUACUCCCGCUACCAGACGCUCGAGCUGGAGAAGGAGUUCCACUUCAAUCGUUAUAUCACACGUCGUCGACGCAUGGACAUUGCCCAUGCGCUCAAUCUAAGCGAACGCCAGAUCAAGAUCUGGUUCCAGAACCGACGCAUGAAGUCCAAAAAGGAUCGCACGCUCGAAGCUUCGCCCGACCACUGUACCACGACCGGCUAUGCGUCGCUCUUGGCACCGUUGGAUGCCACCGCUAUGCCGCCACAGACACAGCCACAGCCACAGCCACAUCUACAGCCUGCUGCUGCCAUGCCCUAUGCCGCAUAUCCUGCCUACUUGCCCGCCACGCAGCAGAGCUAUGAUUACCCGCAGCAGUCGCCGCCACCGCCGCACUUUGCCCAGCCGUACGAUGCGCAGUACACACCGCAAUAUCAUCAACAGACGCAGCAGCAGUGCAGCUACCAGCAACAACAGCAACAGCAAGAGCUGAACACCUCCAACCAAGCGCUGUAUCAUCUGCCCUAAGAGAACCCGCACACAUACAAACACACAACCAUAACGAACGCGCUACGAACUCUCGACCAUUUGCCGGUGACACGCAAAUGUCUAACGAGAUGCUGCGCAGUCGCAGUUGCAGUCGCCGUCGCAGUCGCACUCCCUACGGUGCCCAGGACUUGGGCAAAAGGCCGAGUGCGCAUGUGCGGCUCCUCGACACCUCAAAACCCAGUGGCUGGCCAUGGGUUACCCGUUGCCUGCUGUCUGUUCUCUGUUUUCGGCUGCCUUUGGCCAGUUGCCUGGAGCGCUCGAUUAUCAUUGAGCUCAUGGGCUGUGGCCAGGCAUCGAUAAUGCAACACGAACUCAACUUGGAGACUGAAGAAUGUUUUGUUUCUAUUG